CUGAUAGCCCAAAUAGCUUUUUGUUUUACGUAAUCUUUUCAUUUCAUCUUUAAUAGGUUGCUGCCAUUACGUCUUCUUCUUUUCUUCAUCUUCUUCUCCUUGUUAUUAUUGCUCCUGAAUUUUUCAUCAUCAAAAAUCAUAUCAAAUACGGAGGCUUAUGCGAAUUUGUGUAAAGUUCUAGUUAUUUUGGUCAUGGAACGAAGCUCCUAUUCUUCACUUUCUAAGCUAGAAAAGGAAAAUAAUAAAUACCAAUACGAGGAUGAUAAUAUUGGUUCUGUAUGGACUCCGGAAGGAAAUAUUUCUAGUCCGUUAGGUUCAAAGUCCUCUAAACAAAAGUAUGCAUAUCCUUUUCCAGUUGAUUCAGAUGAUUUUGUUGAUGGGGGAUAUGAUUCAGGUGAUGACUCCCUUAAUUCUACGCGGAAUAAUGUGCUCCCAGAAGUGAACUUGAAAAAUGUAUUGAGUGGGUUAUUUGCGAUUGUAACUGGGCAGAACAAAGUCCCAAAUGUCUCUCCGAGUCAGCAGAACCGCAGUUCAAAUGCUUCAUUUCUCGGUUCUGGAAAGAAUGGAGAUACCUACUUGCACUCAUCGGUUUACAUACCAAGUGCCCCGCCUCUUCUUGAAUCAAGUGGAAUUAACCAUAGUGCUUACAAAGAGGUGCUGGAAGCUGAACCCCCGGAGUGGCUACCAGAUAGUUCUACAGCUUUUUGCAUGCAGUGCACUGCUCUGUUCACAGCGCUUUCUCGUGGUAGACAUCAUUGUCGGUUUUGUGGGGGGAUUUUUUGCAGAAACUGUAGUAAGGGGAGGUGCUUGCUUCCUGUUAAGUUCCGGGAAAGAAAUCCUCAGAGGGUGUGUGAUGCCUGCUAUGAUAGACUUGAUCCCUUGCAGGGCAUUCUUAUUAACACCAUAAGCAAUGCUGUUCAAGUAGCAAAGCAUGAUGUCAUGGACUGGACAUGUACAAGAGGAUGGAUAAAUCUUCCAGUUGGUUUGUCAAUGGAACAUGAAAUAUACAAAGCAUGUAAUACAUUGAGAAGUUAUUGCCAGGUUGCCCGGUUGAAUCCUGAGAAAUCCAUACCCUUGGCAGUUCUCAGAGGAGCCAAGGGCUUGGCAAUUUUGACAGUUGCCAAAGUUGGUGCACUAGUUGCAUACAAACUUGGGACUGGUCUGGUUGUUGCUCGUAGGUCAGAUGGGUCAUGGUCCGCACCAUCUGCAAUAUUAUCUGGUGGUUUAGGAUGGGGAGCACAGAUUGGGGGCGAGCUGAUGGACUUCAUUAUUGUGCUGCAUGAUCUUAAAGCUGUGAAGACAUUCUGUAGCCGAAUGCACUUUUCUCUUGGUGCUGGCUGUAGUGCUGCAGCAGGUCCUGUGGGGAGAGUGCUGGAGGCAGAUCUUCGGGCUGGAGACAGAGGUUCUGGCAUCUGCUAUACGUACAGUUGCAGCAAAGGAGCAUUUGUGGGAGUUUCCCUUGAAGGGAAUAUUGUUACAACAAGGAUGAACACAAACCUAAAAUUUUAUGGCGACCCUUAUCUAAUGACAGCUGACAUUCUACUUGGGACAGUGGAAAGACCAAAGGCUGCUGAGCCCUUGUAUAUGGCUCUCAGAGAUCUCUAUUCAAAUUUGCGCUGUUAGGUCUUUGGCGGAUGGAUGUCCUGCUAGCAUCCCGGGAUUGGCUGAUGUGCGAAAUUCUGAUAUAUGGUAAGUGAUACUACAAUUCAACUUCGAAGCCGCCAUGUCUGUGUAAAUAGUUUCAGAAUGUGGUGGAACUGUAUAAAAACAGUUAUUCAUUCGGUGACAUCGAUGUACAUGAAAGGAUAUUUAAAUCCAUGCUAAGUAUUUAAACCUUAUUGAAGCUUGUAUAUAGAGUGGACAUAUGGUUAUGUUUUA
This is a messenger RNA of Carica papaya (papaya), 1878 nucleotides long. RefSeq names its product RING/FYVE/PHD-type zinc finger family protein. NCBI's taxonomy places the organism in Eukaryota, Viridiplantae, Streptophyta, Magnoliopsida, Brassicales, Caricaceae. Gene Ontology annotation, molecular function: phosphatidylinositol binding; metal ion binding. The record is from RefSeq and is a predicted model, not a curated record.